Messenger RNA from Caretta caretta (loggerhead turtle), 5131 nucleotides. The record is from RefSeq and is a predicted model, not a curated record. Lineage: Eukaryota; Metazoa; Chordata; Testudines; Cheloniidae.
UGGAUAGGUACAUCACUUAGAUUUUUCUGUUACUAUUCUUUGCAAAACAGUUCAUUGCAACAGUUCAUUCAUUAAAUUUCAGAAUUAACAUCAUACUGAGCUCAAUGGAAGCAGCUCAGACCUCAGUCCUAUCGCUUCAAGCUGUUUGUAGGCUGAGGAAGUCACUAAACUAAGUCAUUCGGAGGGUUAUCUCAACAAUCCAAAAGGCUAGAAAAGAUUUUUUUAAAAGCCUGUAAGCAAGUUCUGCAGUGGCAAUAGGAGGAUGGAUUUCACUGGCUGUGGAAUCUCAGAAAACACAGGACCUUGUUUAUAACAUACUUUGUUCCCAGAUAUGGAGAUUAAUAAGUUGUGGUAAGAUACCAAGAUCAUGUAUUUUACUGUGGCGGUUGUCACUGGUUGCUUUGAAAUUUGAAAAAUCUACAUUACCAAACAGUGGGAUAGAAAUUAUCUUACUUGUCUUCCUCCCAUCCUGCCUUCUGGGGGCUCUAACAAAGAGUCUUGUCUUCAUUUUCAGCCCAUGAUGUUCAAGCAAAAAGCUCUAGUGUAUUAUCCGUGUUCUCACUUUUAUGGGUAGAAUUUAAGAUGUUUUCUAUAUACAGCAACAUUUUUCUUUGUGAAAGGAGUUGGGGGUGGCAUUCACUUCCAGCAAGAAAAUAAGUCCUGUCAUCUAAGCAGUGUCCAUGUUGCUCAUUUUGGUUACUCUCUCCUUUCUGGGCCAUGAAAUCGUGGGUUCAGGUUCCACAGCUGGACUUCAGCUUGUAUGUCACACAGAUCAGUACUGUACUAGAAGUUGGGGUGGGCUUUAAGCUAAAGUUUUGACUACUUUGUCUGUGAUAGUUCCAUCUAUUUUGUUAUGAUUUUCAUCACAAAUUGUCAUCAGAAAGUAGGCCAAUUCUUAAUAAAUAGGUCAACUAAUGAAUUCUGUCAUACAUCUUGGGGGAUGUAUGAUGGAUCCUCCUGCUCUUUUCAGUGAAACUGAAGCAAAGUGGUGGUUAUGGAAUUAUUUUUCAAUUUCAGUAACAUUUUCCUUUAUUCGUGGAGUUAUACUUAAGUCUUUGGCUAAAAGAUGCAUCAAAUGAGCACUGCACCCAUAUGUUGCAAGUUUCAGGUUCUCUUCCUUAUCUCUAUGUAUCUUCUCACCUUUGCUGCACUUGCUGCAUUGUCAAUGACAAAGAUAUAUACUUGACUCUUGAAUAUUUGUUCAGUUUGUUAUAGCUUUUACUGCUGCUACUUUAAGUAUUCUGCUGUAUCAAUUGUUUUUGUAAGCUAGACAACACCAUCUCCUAUUGUGACACAAGCACAUAUUACGGGAGCACUGCCACGCAUCAUGACUCAGAUUAAUGAAUUUUCCAUCAGUGUUUUUUGCACACUGUUCAAUUUCCCCCUCAGAAACUUUCUCCAGCAAUGUCUGCUCGGCGGGUGGAGUGUAGCCUUGUGGUAAUGAUUGAACUACGUCAAUGAAAUGUUUGUUCUGAACAAGACAAAAGGGAGAACUUGUUGCACAAAUCAAGGAAUCAAUAUUUUCGUCUAUGGAAUGUUGCUGGAAUUUGCUGGUCCUGACUACAAACUAAUCCACGGUUUUAAUGAGUGAUAAAGACUUUUUUAUAUAUAUACAGAACCUGCCAGGGCUCUUUUGUUCCACCUUUAGGUCUCCACUUCAGCAUGUUUACAUAUACCUUACAGAACCAAUGCACUGUUGCUCAGCAAGACAAAUGGCUACCUGCAACCUAUGGACUCCAGAUAAUUGGAACCUAUGCCCAGACUGAGAUGGGCCACGGAACUCACCUUCGAGGCUUGGAAACUACUGCCACCUAUGACCCCGCUACCCAGGAAUUCAUUCUCAACAGCCCCACUGUGACUUCCAUUAAGUGGUGGCCAGGUGGACUUGGAAAGACCUCAAACCAUGCCAUAGUUCUGGCUCAGCUCUACACCCAGGGCCAAUGCAAAGGGCUGCAUGCCUUCAUUGUACCCAUACGGCAGCUGGGCACCCAUGAGCCCUUGCCAGGUAUUACUGUGGGUGACAUUGGGCCAAAAUUUGGUUAUGAUGAAAUGGAUAAUGGCUACUUAAAAAUGGACAAGUUCCGCAUUCCCCGGGAGAACAUGCUGAUGAAGUACGCCAAGGUUGAACCAGAUGGCACAUACGUGAAACCACUCAGUGACAAGCUGACUUAUGGGACCAUGGUGUUCAUCCGAUCCCUCAUUGUGGGGGAUUCUGCUCGCUCGUUGUCCAGGGCUUGUACCAUUGCCAUCCGCUACAGUUCAGUGAGGCACCAGUCUGAGCUAAAGCCAGGGGAACCGGAGCCCCAGAUCUUGGACUAUCAAACCCAACAAUACAAACUCUUUCCUCUCCUGGCAACUGCCUUUGCCUUUCACUUUGUUGGAGCCUACAUGAAAAAGACCUAUCAGCGCAUCACUGGUGACAUCAACCAGGGAGACCUGAGCGAGCUGCCAGAGCUCCACGCGUUGUCUGCAGGGCUAAAGGCAUUCACUUCAUGGACAGCCAACGCUGGCAUUGAAGAAUGUCGAAUGGCAUGUGGUGGGCAUGGCUACUCUCGUUGCAGUGGCCUUCCUGAUAUCUAUGUUAAUUUCACCCCAUCCUGCACCUACGAGGGAGAAAACACUGUCAUGAUGUUGCAGACUGCUAGGUUCCUGAUCAAAAGUUACACCCAGGUUAGUUCAGGUCACCUGGUUAGUGGCAUGGUGUCUUACCUUAACGACCUCUCAGGGCAACACAUCCAGCCACAGCAGGUGGCUGCUAGGCCUACAACGGUGCACAUCAAUGACCCAGCCAGCUUGAUGGAGGUGUAUAAACUGCGGGCAUCAAGACUUGUUGAAGCGGCAGCAAAGAACUUGAAAGCUGAGCUGAACCGCAGGAAGAGCCAGGAAGAUGCCUGGAACCGAACCUCUGUUGACCUGGUGCGAGCAUCUGAGGCACACUGUCACUAUGUGGUGGUGAAGCUUUUCACAGCACAGCUCUUAGGAAUUAAUGAUGCAGCUGUCCAUGCUGUGAUGAACAAUCUGUGUCUCCUGUAUUCACUCUAUGGAAUCAGUAAGCACACAGGGGAUUUCCUGCAGGCGGGCAUUUUGACAGAUGCACAGGUUACUCAGGUGUACCAGCGUGUGAAGGAGCUUCUGGCUGCAAUCCGUCCCAAUGCUGUAGCACUAGUUGAUGCCUUUGAUUUUCAUGAUGAUCACCUUGGAUCUGUGCUUGGCCGGUAUGAUGGCAACAUCUACGAGAAUAUGUUUGAAUGGGCAAAGAAAUCCCCACUAAACAAAACAGAGGUUCAUGAGUCUUUCCAGAAGCAUCUGAAGCCAAUGCAAGCCAAGCUGUGAAAAUGUUUUUUAAAAACACGCUAUUGUCCAGCUCUCUAAAUUGGAUGUCAUUGCUUUCCAUCAGGCACCUGAAUCAAAUCUUUGAAAUCCCAAUAACUGUAGGACAGUAAAUAAUUGUAGCCUCUCUUUCCAUUUUUAUAUAUUGACAGGGUGGGAUGGGGGAAAUUAGAGAAAUUGUAUAAGAAGGGGUGUGUGUUUUUUUUAAAGUGCAAUUAUAAUCCUUGAGAAAUGUACCUUUUUAAGCAUUGGGGAAAGUUGUACAGAUUCAUGUAAGGCUUCCAUUUGUGAAGCUGCUAACUGCAAAGGUCAUUCAUCUGGAAAGCAUAGUAGGAUUUUACUACUAAGUAGUUAACUGCAUUCAGGCAAUAGCUGCUGACGAACAGCUAUGUCUUGUUAAAAACACUUUUAACUCAGCAACACCCUUCUGCCAACAUGGUGUACCCCUACGUACACACGCAGCUGCUGUCAGAAUCCUCUGCAUCUUGCUAUGCACAGUGACACCUACAUGAACUAGUCAGGAUCAAGGGUUUACACAGGGAGUUGUUGGGUCUUAAUCAAAGCUCUGUGAUAUUCUCCAUUUUAAUCCAUCUUUCUCCCAGUUUCUUAUUACUGUCUCCCUGGGCACAGCACUGUCCUUCCAGCAGGGGUGCCUGAACCUCCUUCCCUGCAGCAGGACCUUCCAGAUGCAGUUUGGAAUUAUAUCCCCUUUUUUUCUCUGGAGCUCAGCCUCAAUCAAAUCAUCCACUGAGCUUUCUCCAUGGUAUUUCAUUCCAUCCUUUCUUUCUUCAACCUGCAAACACCCUCUUUACACCCCCAUAUCCCAUGUCCAUCACUGGCACCCUCCCCUCUUUGAGGCUCUCAGCUAAUAGCAGCUUUGGAGAGAAAAGAGCCAGGAGCAAGUUAAUGGGAGUUCUGCCAUCUUUUUAAUCUUUAGCAUUUCUACAAUACUUCACAUCUGCAAAGCACUUAACAAAUGCUAAUAUAUAAGUGUGGUGUCAAAAGCCAGAUUUGCUGGUGGGAAAUUGCAAACCUGACCAGUUGUGCAACUAGUGCUUGCCAGUAUUUGAAAACAAAAGUUGGCUGGAUUGGGGUCUUUUACCCCCAUUGGUCUUGCUCUGUGAUGUACUGUAUCCAAACGUGUGUUGCAUAGAAACUCUCAGCAGUCUCUCCUAGUGCAGUGGUUCUCAAACUUAUUUGAUCAGGCCCUCCUUUGUGUCUGUAAUUGUUUAUGCGCCCCAGUAUAUAUACCACCAGCCAGCUCUGAAGGCAGAGCAGCGGCUGCUGGCUGGGCACCCAGCUCUGAAGACAAUGCUGUGCCAGCAGCAGCACUGAAGUAAGGGUUGCAAUGCCCCAGUGACACCCUUCUUGCUUCUAUGCUGCUGCUUCAACCCCAGGGCUGACAGCCAGAGCCCUGUCACCUCUAGGUGAGGGUUUGAGCAACAGGGGGAAGGAAAGUCUGAGACCACAUGGUGUGGCUCCAGCUGCCCCCUUUAUUCCUGCCUCUUGUGUGUGCACAGCCCUUCUGUAUGAGCCCCAGCCACCCAGAGCUAACAGCCAGUGCUCUUUUAAAAAAACAAAAACAAAACAAAACAACCUUGACAGAUUCCUGCGCCUCCCUUGGGAAGCCCGCCCCAUAGUUUGAGAACUGCUGUCCUGGUGGAACAUCUGUCAUCUUUUCCCCAUUAACUUCCAAUGAGCUUUCUCUGAAAUGUUUUAAAAUGUCCCUUUUUAGUACUGAAGUGAGACUUACACAAUUGCUUUCUGUAUUAACGGAUUAAAGACUUAGCUUUUAACUAUU